Eremomyces bilateralis CBS 781.70 is the source of this 834-nucleotide messenger RNA. RefSeq lists its product as uncharacterized. The transcript has a single exon. Lineage: Eukaryota; Fungi; Ascomycota; Dothideomycetes; Eremomycetales; Eremomycetaceae. Bases 1 to 834 code for a protein of 277 amino acids. The record is from RefSeq and is a predicted model, not a curated record.
AUGGGCCUCCUCGAUUGUAUCGCGUGCCUCCUCACUUGUGGAUGCAGUUCCGCAGACUCAUUCGAUGACAACAGCAGGCGUCCUGGUGCUACAGUACGACGAUAUCCUUCUCCACCCUCAGGACAUCACCGCUCGCGACACCGCCGCCAUAUCGAAUUCUGGGAUGAUACGGAAUUGGACCCGAUGGCAGGUGGUGGUCGGCAUAGGAUGGACAUGGGUGGCAUGUGGAUAAGCGGUAUGGGUCCGAUGCUAGGACCGAUGCGAGGACGGGGAAGGUGGAGGAGAGGAGGGACAAUGGGUAUGGGUGAUCUGGCAUUCGGAGAUAUGGAAGCUAUGGAGAUAGAGAUGAUGAGGGGAAGGGGUAUGCACGGGAGAGGGAUUCGAGGCAGAGGGAUGAUGGGUAGAGGCAGGCGUGGGAUGGGUAUGGGAGGCAUGGGUAUGAAUGAUAUAGAGGGGGAUAUGGGUGUGGGUGGCAUGGGCAUGGGAGGAUUUGGUAUGGGUGAUAUGCAGGGGAAUAUGGGUAUGAUGGGAGGAUUCGGCCCUAUGAUAGAUCCCAUGGGCAUGAGAGGCAUACAACGAAGCCGCAGGGGCAGAAGAGGUCGAGGUCGAAGUCAAGCACGCCGAGGUGGCGCGAUGGGUGCACUGGGAGCACUGAAUGAGGAGGUUGGAGAUGGUGGAGGACCUACCGACGGUGCAGCGAUGACGGGUCUGUUCCACGGAGGAGGGGAUGACGCUCCGGGUUCCGCUGGAGGUGAUGAUCCAGAUGAUUUACCACCAGCGUAUGGGUCCAGAGAAGACUUAAGCGGAACAGGUCACCUAGGAGGCAUAUCAUAG